GCUGCGUGGGAAGGCGGGGCGGUGGAGCGGCCGCGGGUGGGGGUUGCAGCGAGUCGUGUUUGCGUGGAAGACCUCCGGAUAGCGGCCCUUCUCUUACGCCGCGCAGCGUGGGGUGUCUCCUCGGGGUGGUGAGGGGGACUCUGUGUUCUGUGCCUUCCCUCGCCCCAAGCCUGGGCCGCGGGCUGGGCUGGGGCCCCGGGGGAGCGCUGGCCUGCUGGCGCGGUGGUCGCGCCCCUGCCCGCAUUGGUUCGGUUUUGGGUCGUUCUGGACUUGAAGCCCAACUUUGUCUUUUACUGGUGGAUCCUGUAGUGCAGGUGGUGGUAGUUAUUGGUUCGGGCCCUGGACUGGUUUUGUCCCAGUUUGUUCGGUGGGUUGAGACAAGUGUCUUUCUGUGGCCCAGCUUCCCUUUGUAGAGUAGAACCGACCUCCCAAGUGAAGAAUAUUGAUAUCAAGGGAGAGUGGUACAGAAGAGUGCUUAUCUUUGUAAGUGUUAUGGGUAGAAGUGCUUGCCUCUGAAGAGUUGCCCUUGUAUGUAUGUAUAUAUAUGUACAUAUAUGACAAAAUUUAUAGUGUAACAUUAAAUAUAAAUAUUUGAUGUAUUUGUAUAAUAAUAUUAUACGUAAGUGCUCUGGUAAAUGCCACACCUGCAUGUCCUUUCUCAAGUUUUGAAAGGUCCCACAGGUUCUAGAGACAUGCUGCAUGUCAUGCACUGAUGUCUCAUGUUGAUGUUAUUCCAGCUCUAAAUGUCCGUGCAGCUUCAAUGUGCAAGUUGAGGGGCUGCUGUGGAAAUAAAAUACUCUGAUAAAAAUGAAGUUCAUGAAGUGGAUCAUGGUCUUAUUAGCCAGCUACUUGCUGAUUCAGAGGAGACUCUUAGUUCGUGCACAGAGAAAAUGCAGGGUCCUGCUCAAUACAGCUGGAGUGCUGACUGGAGCUUUUGGCUCUCAAGUUCCACUUACAAAUAUAGGAGCGAGGAAUUCAAGAGACAGUUUUCUCAUCUGCCGGACUCAGAGAGACUCAUAGUAGAUUACGCCUGUGCACUCCAGAAGGAUAUCCUGCUGCAAGGACGCUUGUAUCUCUCUGAAAACUGGCUUUGUUUCCACAGCAACAUUUUCCGAUGGGAGACCACAAUUUCUAUUGCCUUGAAGGAUAUCACUUUCAUGACAAAGGAGAAGACUGCUCGGCUCAUUCCAAAUGCCAUACAGAUAGCGACAAAAGGAGAGAAGUUUUUCUUCACGUCAUUCAGUGCAAGAGACAGAAGCUACCUCAGUAUCUUUCGUUUAUGGCAGAAUGUGUUGCUGGAUAAGAGGCUGACCAAGCAGGAAUUCUGGCAGCUGGUGCACCAGAGCUAUGGCUCUGAGCUGGGCCUGAACAGCGAGGAGAUGGAGAGCUUCCACUCAUCAUCUGAAGACAAUGGGCAGCCUCGGUCCAGUAUUUGUGAUGAUUCCGGAGAAAGGGAUGAAAAACUACCUAAAAUGAUUGGUUUAGUUCGGGAACCCACGCUUCACACAGAAGGAGAGUCACUCAAUAGCCACGCGUUGCCGGGAGUGGAAGAGUCCCCAAGUGAGAAGCAAAUAAAGAAAAGCCCUCUUCUAUCUUCAGAAAGAAAACCUGUUAAGCUAGUCAGGAGCAGGUCUUUAGAAAAGUCCUUAGACCUGAAUGAGAAUGAAAAUCUUCCAGACAAGAGCAGUGCCUCAGAUAGUGAAGAAGCUGUGAAGGAGACUGUCUCUGAGAAUGAUCUCUAUGGGAGACUUUUUAUCAACAGAGUUUUCCACAUCACUGCAGACAAGAUGUUUGAAAUCCUUUUCACCAAUUCCCACUUCAUGCAGAGGUUUCUCAGUUCCAGGAGUAUAGUAGAUGCUGUAUCAACCCCUUGGAAUAGAGAUUCCAGUGGCAAUCAGUUGAGGACUUUGACAUACACUGUAACAAUUAACAAUCCGCUGUGUGGGAAGUUCACAACUGCAACUGAGAAGCAGAUCCUGCAUAAGCAGAGCCAGAAAGGACAGUCUUAUCAUGUGGAUGCUGAGGUACUGACCCAUGAUGUCCCCUACCAUGAUUAUUUCUACACUGUGAACAGAUACUGCAUCAGCCGCACAUCCAGUCACAAAUGUCGAUUACGGGUUUCUGCAGAAGUAAAGUAUAAAAAACAGCCCUGGGGCCUUGUCAAGUCUGUAAUCGAGAAGAAUACCUGGGGAGGAAUACAGGAAAACUUCAAACAACUUGAAUCAGAUCUCCUAAUGGAGGAAUAUGCAAUUAAUCAGUCCAUAGAAGACUCUGGAAAAUUAGUUGCCCUGAGACGAAGACGACGCACUUUACACCGGAGUCUGGCAGAAUCACUUCCCAAACGCUCUUCCCAACACCCCUCUGGUGACAUGGGAGUGGAGUCCCAGGGCAGCAUAAUAGGAAGGAAAAGAGAUGCUGUAAGUAGGACCACCACCAUCAUUGUAGUAAUGAGUGUCUUUUUGCUGUUCUUGGUCUUGCUGAAUAUGAUACUGUUUCUCAAGCUGUCAAAGAUAGAGCAUGCAGCUCAGUCCCUCUAUCAUGUGCGGCUUCAGGAAGAAAGCUCUUUGAACAUAUCCCCAGAAAUGGUAUCAAAAGAGGAGAUCCCUCAAUAUGAUAAGGACCAGGUUAAACAUGUGAAGGGAGUUUUAAGAGACUCAAUUGAAAUGCUUGAGCAGCUGAAGAUCUCCCUUUCCAUGCUCCAAAGAAGCUUUGACCACUUGAACAGGACACAGAGCAGCAAGACUGAGAGUUAAUACCUACAUCAGCUUUCCGUUCAAGAUGUCGGAAGAAAAGAUGUGUGUGUGUGAGGACUUGUGGGGUAGGAAUUGUAACCGUCACCUUUGGACUCUUUACUACUAUUUGGCUUUAAAGCUGCAUGGAAUAAAGGUUGCGUUCUACAUUCCCAUAA
Molecule: messenger RNA, 2908 nt
Organism: Phalacrocorax carbo (great cormorant)
Lineage: Eukaryota; Metazoa; Chordata; Aves; Suliformes; Phalacrocoracidae
Source: RefSeq, a predicted model, not a curated record